UAACAUUUGCAGUGCAAGGAUAGUGAAAAAUGUUUUCCCUACUUCUUCUGAUAAGUCUAUUAUUAGGGAUCCUUUUAGUUCGGGAGUAUUUGCGAAGGAGACAUGCAUUUGCCAAAGAUCUACCGGUUGCAGCUCGCAUUAAGGAGAUUCUUGGCGUCGAUUACGGGAUGAUCGGCCUGACAGACGAACAGCGGUUCGACAUAUUGAGUCGAAUGUUUGGAAAGUACGAUCGGUUUUUCCAGAUUUGGGUAGGUCCAACAAUAGUGCUAGGAGUAAGUCAUCCAGAUUUGAUGCAAAAAGUUCUAGCGCAUACGGAUUGUUUGCAAAAAGCUUUCUUCUACGAUUUCGUAGGAUUUGAGCAUGGUGUUUUCUCAGCGAAGUAUGACUUGUGGAAAGGGCAAAGAAAGGCACUUAACCCGACAUUCAAUCUGAGGAUUUUGAAUAGUUUUGUGCCAAUUUUUGUGACAUGCUGUCAAAAACUAGUGGGUGAGAUGCAUCAGGUGAAAGAAGGGGAUACGAUUGACAUGUUCAAGUACACUUCGAAAUGCGCAUUAGAGAUGGUCUGUGGAACCACACUUGGUAGCGAUGUGCUUAAUCGGGACGGCAAGGAUGCCUUCUUAAAGCAUCUCGAAGAUAUCUUUGGUUUUAUUUCAAGAAGAAUGCUAGGUAUACAUUUGUACUUUGAUGCAGUUUAUAAGUUAACACCAUCUUAUCGAAAAGAAAUGUAUGCGCGGAAAGAAUGUGUUGUAUUUGCAUCAAAGAUAGUCCAAGAGAAAAAAGAGGCUUUUCGGCUUACACAGAAAACUGGAAGCACUCAAGUUAGCAACGAUUCGGACGAAAGGUAUGAAUACAAAAAACCUCAAAUUUUUAUUGAUCAACUGUUUUCAAUGAGUGAUAAUAGUCGUGCAUUCACUGAUGAAGAAAUUCUCCAUAAUGUGUUCGUAAUGCUGGUCGCCGGCAAUGAUACUUCCGGACUUGCAGUGGCUCACGCGUCAUUGUUCCUGGCUAUGUACCAAGAUAUUCAGGAAAAAGUUUAUCCAGAAAUUAUUGAACACUUUCCCACCGAAAAUACACCUGUCACUGCAGAGUCCCUGAAACUACUAGUGUAUACCGACAUGUUUAUAAAAGAAGUGCUGAGACACUGUCCGGUGGCUCCGAGUAUCGCCCGUACGAAUAUAAAGGAUAUAGAGUUAGAUGGCAUCAACAUUCCGGCUGGCAAUAUAUUCACUUUUAACUUUUGGGUACUGCACAGAAGAAAAGACGUUUGGGGUCCAAAAGCGUACAAAUUCGAUCCAGACAAUUUUUUACCAGAGCGAUGCCGCGACCGUAAUCCAAAUGCUUACAUGCCAUUCAGCACUGGAGCUCGGAAUUGUUUAGGCGCACGCUACGCAAUGAUAAGCGUAAAAGUUAUGCUCAUAUAUAUCUUGAGAAACUUUCGGUUACACACUGAAAUUAAACAUGAGGAUAUCAAAUAUAAAUUUGGCAUGACAUUGAAAAUGAGUACUCAGCAUUCAAUCCAACUUGAAAAACGUUGCAAAUCUUAAAAACAAUGCAAGUUCUACAUAGAUAAUUACGGAGAAACGCGAUUUCUUACGGCAACAAAAGCAAUUUAUGGACAUUUCGGAAAAGGAGUUCGAUCGUAAGCCAAUGAUCUUCGUUGAUCAGUUGUUG
Molecule: messenger RNA, 1671 nt
Organism: Wyeomyia smithii (pitcher-plant mosquito)
Lineage: Eukaryota; Metazoa; Arthropoda; Insecta; Diptera; Culicidae
Product: probable cytochrome P450 313a4
Exons: 8
Coding region: 30-1544 (504 amino acids)
Molecular function (GO): monooxygenase activity; oxidoreductase activity, acting on paired donors, with incorporation or reduction of molecular oxygen; heme binding
Source: RefSeq, a predicted model, not a curated record